CCUCCUUUCUCUUUCCUUCCCCAAGUUUCUCGCAGGGAAUGCAGAGAGAUGAUAGGAAAUUCGCGAUCGAAGCCUGAAUUUGGAGGUAGGGCUAGGAAGAACAUCGGAGGCAGGACUUGCCACCGUAAACAUGUCGAAGACGGGUAGAUUCGUUCUCUUUCAUCUCCUCCUUGUGUAAUUUAAUUCACCGGUCGACGCACAAGACCGAUUGUUUAGGUUUCCAAGUUUUAUUUUUAGUUUCUAUUUGAUACGAAGACUCUGCAAUGGCGGAUAAGAGUGGAGCCUAUGGCAGCUCUGUGCUUCACGGGAAGUACGAGUUAGGUCGGCUUCUGGGCCAUGGUACCUUCGCGAAGGUCUACCUCGCUCGAAAUAUACAGAGUGGGAAGAGUGUCGCGAUGAAGAUUGUUGGGAAAGAGAAGGUAAUCAAAGUUGGAAUGAUGGAGCAAGUGAAGCGUGAGAUAUCGGUUAUGAAGAUGGUGCAACACCCUAACAUUGUGGAGCUCCAUGAGGUGAUGGCGAGCAAGUCUAAGAUCUACUUUGCCAUGGAGCUUGUCAGAGGCGGCGAGCUCUUCUCCAAGAUCGCCAAAGGUCGGUUGAGAGAGGACGUUGCCAGAGCUUACUUCCAGCAACUCAUAUCGGCCAUCGAUUUCUGCCAUAGCCGUGGCGUCUACCACCGGGAUCUGAAGCCUGAAAAUCUACUCCUCGACGACGAAGGCAACCUCAAGGUCACCGAUUUCGGUCUCAGCGCGUUCGCUGAGCACUUGAGACAAGACGGUCUGCUACACACUACCUGCGGAACACCUGCUUAUGUCGCUCCGGAGGUGAUCGGAAAGAAAGGUUACGACGGAGCUAAGGCUGAUCUCUGGUCCUGCGGCGUUAUUCUCUAUGUUCUACUUGCAGGCUUCCUUCCGUUCCAAGACGACAACAUAGUGUCCAUGUACAGGAAGAUCUACAGAGGAGACUUCAAGUGUCCGCCUUGGUUCUCCUCUGAAGCUCGCCGCCUCAUCACGAAGCUGCUCGACCCGAAUCCCAACACUCGGAUCACCAUCGCCAAGGUCAUGGAGACACCCUGGUUCAAGAAAUCGUUGCCGAAGACGGUACGAACGAAGGAAGAGAUGGAAUUCGAUAGUUUCGAGGGUGAGGAAGAGACGAAGGCGAAGGGGAAACAACCGGAGACGAUGAACGCCUUCCACAUAAUAUCGUUGUCGGAGGGUUUCGAUCUGUCACCGUUGUUCGAAGAGAAGAAGAGGGAGGAGAAGGAGGCGCUGAGGUUUGCGACAACGAAGUCGGCGAGCAGCGUGAUAUCGAAGCUGGAGGAGGUGGGGAAGGCGAUGAACUUCAACGUAAAGAAGAGCGACACGAAAGUGAAGUUGCAGGGGCAAGAGAGGGGGAGAAAAGGGAAGCUUGCGAUUGCUGCGGAUAUCUUCGCGGUGGCGCCGUCAUUUGUGGUGGUGGAAGUCAAGAAGGAUGGCGGAGAUACGCUAGAGUACAACCAAUUCUGUUCUAAAGAGCUUAGACCGGCGUUGAAGGACAUCGUCUGGACCUCCCCGGCUGAUAAUCCGACGUCUGCUUAGAAGAAAAAAAAAGCAGAUUUUUCUCGGGGCCAAAAUCAUUCGUUUGCAGAUGA
Molecule: messenger RNA, 1627 nt
Organism: Telopea speciosissima
Lineage: Eukaryota; Viridiplantae; Streptophyta; Magnoliopsida; Proteales; Proteaceae
Product: CBL-interacting serine/threonine-protein kinase 6
Exons: 1
Coding region: 264-1574 (436 amino acids)
Biological process (GO): protein phosphorylation; signal transduction
Molecular function (GO): protein kinase activity; ATP binding
Source: RefSeq, a predicted model, not a curated record